AUGACUGAAUGUGAAAACCUAAACCAAGAAGAAAUAAUUAAGGAACUGUGUUUAUGCAAUGGUUUGUCUUAUGAGAUGGUUGGACAAGAAGGAUCAGAUACUUCAAAACUGGAGAUGUUUUUCUCAGGUUAUCCCUGUAUAGUUGGAUUAUCAUUAUUUCCUAAUUUAACAAGUCUCACAAUUGUUGCUCAAGAUAUAAAAGAAAUUUCAGGGCUAGAAACUUGUUUACGGCUUAAAGAACUCUGGAUUGCUGAAUGCUGCAUAGAGAAAAUUGGAGGUCUUCAAGAAUGUAGAAAUUUAGAAAAACUGUAUUUAUAUUAUAAUAAAAUUUCCAAAAUAGAAAAUUUAGAGAAAUUAUUCAAAUUGGAGGUUCUCUGGCUGAAUCACAAUACAAUUAGAAAUAUUGAGGGCUUGCAAACUUUGAAGAAUUUAAAUGACCUUAACCUUGCUGGAAAUCUAAUAAGCAGCAUUGGUCGAUGUCUUGAUCCCAAUGAACAACUGGAAAGAUUAAACCUUUCUGGUAACCAAAUAUGUUCUUUCAAGGACCUCACUAACUUAACCAGGCUGCAUCACUUAAAGGAUUUGUGUCUGAAUGAUCCUCAGUAUAAGACCAAUCCAGUUUGUCUGCUGUGUAAUUAUUCCACACAUGUAUUGUAUCACUUGCCUCGCCUUCAAAGACUUGACACGUUUGAUGUGUCAGCAAAACAGAUCAAGGAACUGGCAGAUACAACAACAAUGAAAAAAAUAAUGUAUUACAAUAUGCGUAUAAAAACUGUUCAGAGGCAUCUUAAUGAAGACCUUGAAAAACUGAAUGAUCGAAAAUGCAAAUUACAGAAGUUGCCAGAAGAACGAAUAAAAUUAUUUAGCUUUGUGAAAAAAAAUCUGGAACGGGAACUUGCUGAACUCAAGGGAUCUGGCAAAGGGCACAAUGAUAGAUCCAGUAACAAUAAAGUAACUGAACUUGAAAAAUCAAAGAACUGUGAAACUGUCACAGAAGAACCAAAUCUUCAACAGAAGAUACUGACCAAACUAAAUGCCUUGAAUGAAAGGGUAACAUUCUGGAACAAAAAACUAGAUGAAAUUGAAGCAAUUUAUCGUGUUGAAGUAAAGCAAAAGAAGAGAAGUCAUGGAUUAUUGAUCCCAUUUUUGUUAAUUGAGUUGGAGACUGUGGGAAAUAUCCACUUUGAAGAAGGCACUCGAUCUGAUGACUGGUUUAACUCCUGCUAUGAAUUAAUUCUCUCACGUUUUUGUACAUGGGACUUCAGAACAUAUGGAAUUACAGGAGUGAAAGUAAAACGUGUCAUCAAAGUCAACAACCGCAUUCUGAGACUAAAAUUUGAAGAGAAAUUCCAAAAGUUUUUUGACAAUGAAGAUAAUCACGAUUCAGAGAGCUAUCGAAAGAUGCUGGAAUGUCUUUUUUAUGUUUUUGAUCCUGAAGUUACAGUGAAGAAAAAGCAUCUGCUACAAAUACUUGAAAAAGGAUUCAAAGACAGUGAAACAAGCAAGCUGCCCCUCAGAAAAGAAGCUGUGAUUCUUGCUAACAGCCUCAGUAUGUGUGAGUGUCCCAGAAUUGAAUUGUUACAGCAAAAGUACAAAAACGAGAAGAACUCUCUUGAGAAUGAGCUCUUCAGGCAUGGCAUCCUCCUCAUUACAAAGGUCUUCCUUGGCCAGAGUGUUCAGGCUCAUGAACAGGACUCCAUCAAUCAAGCUAACUAUCCAAUGGUUAAUUCAGUAUUCGUUCCUCGAAAAUACAUACUAAAUUCUGUCAUGGGACAAAGAAACUGUGAUUGCAGCAUUCGGCAGUGCAAGUGGUUUGUCUUUGAUCAUGACCUUGUUUUGCCAGAAUACAUUGUUGAAUUUGAGUAUAUUACAGUGGUCAAGGCUCACUCUUUAUUUUCUUCAUUCAACAAUGUUAUUCUAGAAGAAAGCAAAAAAAACUCAGAAGGAUCAGUAUUGUCCCAGGAUUUGAAAUUUGAUGAUGAAGUUAUAAAAAUGGAUCCCAGGAUCAAGCCCAGACCAAAACUUAUUAGUUUGGAUGAUAAAACAAUACUUUCUCUUGCCAAGACUAGCAUUUAUAGUCAUAUUGUGAGUCUGAAUCUCCAUGGAAACAGCUUGAGUAAAUUGAGAGAUCUCUCCAAGUUAACAGGACUUCGAAAACUUAAUAUCAGCUUUAAUGAAUUUACUUGCUUAGAUGAUGUAUACCACCUGUAUAACCUUGAAUAUUUGGAUGCAAGCCAUAACCAUGUGAUAACCCUGGAGGGAUUUAGAGGUCUGAUGAAACUGAGGCACUUAGACUUGAGCUGGAAUCAACUGAAAAAAUCUGGUGAUGAAAUAAAUAUGUUAUGCAAACACACCACAAGCCUUCUUACGCUUGAUAUUAGGCAUAAUCCAUGGCAAAAGCCAGCCACAUUAAGGCUGAGUGUUAUUGGCAGAUUAAAGACUCUCACUCAUUUAGAUGGACUCCUCAUUUCUGAAGAAGAAGCAACAGCAGCUAUGACAUUUAUUACUGGAACAAAGAUUACUCAGUUAUCUCUCUUACGGCAUUCUGGUACUAAAGAGGAGAGACCACGGAUACUUAGUAUAUGGCCUUCUGCCAAAAUUCUGACAGAGAUUUCAAAGUUAGGACCACAUGUACAUCUGAGCGGAAACUGGUACUUGAAGAUAACUGCUUUAAAUUUAGAUGGGCAACAUCUCUUUGAAAUUACAAAUUUAGAAAAAUUAGAAAAUUUGAAAUGGGCAUCAUUCAGCAACAAUAAUCUCACUAAAAUGGGAGGCUUGGAAUCCUGUGUUAACUUGGAAGAGCUCACAUUAGACGGAAACUGUAUCUCAAAGAUAGAAGGCAUUUCCAAGCUGACUAAAUUAACCCGCCUCAGCAUAAAUAAUAAUCUUCUCACUGGUUUGGAAAAACAUACGUUUGAUAACUUGCUUCAUCUUCACUCCCUUUCUCUUGAGAACAACAGAAUCACUUCAUUGAGUGGUCUACUAAAAGCUGUUACUCUGAUUGAAUUAUACAUAAGCAAUAACUAUAUUGCUGUCAAUCAGGAGAUCUACAAUUUAAAGGGUUUAUGCAACCUGGUCAUUCUUGAUAUGUAUGGAAAUAUUAUCAUAUGGAAUCAAGAAAACUACCGGUUGUUUGUAAUAUUUCAUCUUCCAGAACUGAAAGCUUUGGAUGGAAUCUCAAUUGAACCACCAGAGACUGAAUGUGCAAAAGAUUUGUUUGGUGGCAGACUUACUUCUGACAUGAUUGCAGAACGACAAGGACAUUCAAACUUCACCCAAAUGCAAGAACUAAAUUGGACUUCAUCAUCUAUCAGAACUGUGGAUUUGAUUCCAGUUGACCAAUUUAGAAAUGUAUGUAAUGUGAAUCUACAAAACAAUAAUCUUACCUCAUUCAGUGGAUUAAUCUAUCUGCCUAAUGUGAAGGUCUUAUGCCUCAAUUAUAAUCAUAUUGAAUCCAUCAUGCCCAGAGUAAAACCUCAGACUCACUUGACCAACAGACAGCUACUCUACCAGAAAGUGCCUUCAAGUGGCUACGGACAACAAGGAACUUCAAAAAUAAACAGAGAAACAAUGAGCAGUGAAAAUUUGCCUCCAAUAAUGCACAGUUUAGAAGUGCUUCAUUUGGGCUACAAUGGAAUUUGUAAUUUAAUUCAGCUACAGCUUAACAGACUAAGAAAUUUAAAAUUCCUCUUUCUACAGGGGAAUGAAAUUAGUCAAAUUGAAGGGCUUGACAAUUUAGUAGUCCUUCAGGAAUUGGUAGUGGACCAUAACCGCAUCAGAGCAUUUAAUGAUAGUGCCUUUGCCAAACCAAGCUCUCUGUUGGCACUUCACCUGGAAGAAAACAGACUACGAGAGCUGAGCAAAUUACAACCUUUGGUAAAACUAGAGAAACUCUUCCUAGGAUAUAAUAAAAUCCAGGAUAUGGCAGAACUGGAAAAACUUGAUGGUAUCUCUUCUCUCAGAGAGCUUACGGUUUAUGGCAAUCCAAUUUGCAGAAAAACACUACAUCGGCACGUGCUCAUAUUUCGGCUGCCUAACUUACAGAUGUUAGAUGGAAUUCCUGUGAAUUCAGAUGAUAGAGCUAAAGCUGAAUUUCACUUCUCUGAACUACAAGCAAAGAAAACUUCGUUUAUUCCUGUUACCAGCUCUCCAAUGGAUGGUGGAUCAUUUGGCCAAGUGAAAGCGCCUCCCAUAAAGAUAACAAAUGUAAUUCUGCCUGGUGCAUUUAGCCAUUACCUGGGACCUGACUUCACUUUAACUCCUGAAGUUGAAGACAAAAAAAACAAGAAUGCAGGCAUUCUGACAAAUAAUCCUCGGAGCAUCCAUGCAGAAAUAGCUUUUCGGCAACUCAGAGGGAUAAAUCUCUCUCCAUCUCUUUUAUCACCUCAGAGUAUGUCAUCUCCAACUGCACAUAUGUACCAGAGCAACCCAGAUGAGGGAAGAAUUCCUGGCAGCCACUUUCCUGGAUCAAAUCGAAUGUAA
Neomonachus schauinslandi (Hawaiian monk seal) is the source of this 4482-nucleotide messenger RNA. RefSeq names its product leucine rich repeat containing 9 (gene LRRC9). The transcript is spliced from 32 exons. Gene Ontology annotation, molecular function: protein binding. The coding region runs from base 1 to 4482 and encodes 1493 amino acids. The record is from RefSeq and is a predicted model, not a curated record. Lineage: Eukaryota; Metazoa; Chordata; Mammalia; Carnivora; Phocidae.